Phycomyces blakesleeanus NRRL 1555(-) is the source of this 444-nucleotide messenger RNA. RefSeq lists its product as hypothetical. Bases 1 to 444 code for a protein of 147 amino acids. The transcript has a single exon. Gene Ontology annotation, molecular function: structural molecule activity. NCBI's taxonomy places the organism in Eukaryota, Fungi, Mucoromycota, Mucoromycetes, Mucorales, Phycomycetaceae. The record is from RefSeq and is a predicted model, not a curated record.
AUGACUCUGCUGUGUAGUAGUACAUGGUACAAGGCCCAAGAUUUGCUAAAGAUUGUGAUACGUGUCCGCAAAACACUUUAUGAACAUCGACUUGGGCCACAGGGUAUCAGUCAACUGAAAGCAAUAUAUGUCGAGCUGGGAAAGACACAAACGGGCUGCCCAUUAUCAGCCACUGCGCGUUUUCCGGCCAAUUUGUGUUAUGUGUGCGAGGCAAACGGAGAGUGGCCGUCACUGAUGCAACAGCUACGGUUGGCUGUCUGUCGGCUGACAGUGGACCAACCAACCACGGCGUGUGUAGAUGUAGCAUUUAGUUUCAGGGAUCCUGAGCAGUCCUUGUGGGAGGCCACCUCAAAUGUUAUGAAUGCUAUUGGAAAUAUGCGGGAUGUGUUUGUGAGAGAGACAGUUGAAUCAGAAAUGAUUUGGCGCAAAGAUAAAAAGGGCUAA